GCAGCACUUCAGACGGAGGGUCGGUGGCUUGUGAAAACGUGGAAAGCAAUUAUUGGUCGUCGCAAGAGCGUCAGAUGCACCGCAAAGCACCGGAACCUCGCCGAGCAUUUUAAAAUGGAUAAUGCCACGUGGUCAAGAUUCUCUAUGUGGCGAAGCCGGAGGCACCGCUUGACCGCACCGGAAUAUGCCUCCCCGGCGAGUGACCUGGAUCGACUCUCGUCACUUUCCCGAAAAGUAUAAAUAUCUCUCAUUCACACUCCCCAUCCUCGUGCCCUAGCCGUCCGUUACUCCUUUUUCCAGCCGCAACCUGCUGAAAAUAUCCUCAAUUUCUGCUCCAGACACGCUAUUUUCCUUACAUUUUCACGCAAUCCAGCUGAAAUUUGGUGUUUUUCUUCACUAAUUGUUCAUUUAUACUCGGAAUACGAAGGGGGUUUCUUGCUAAGAUUAGUUGGUGGUGAGGGCUUCGAGCUGUCGGUGCGGCAAUGGGAGCGGCAGAAGUGGCCUUUUCCGGUUGGAAAGGUUUGAUUUCUUUGCUGUUUUGAGCUUAUGGGGUCAGACAAUUUCGGCGGCUGUGCAGGCGGUGUUCGGACUAAGGCCUUGCCCGAGGAAGCUGAGGUUCGAAAAUUGGAAGGCGCUUCUGCUGGAAUCAAACGUCCCUUUGACAAAUGGAACUCUGCAGCCAGCCGAAAAGGUGAAAUUUGUGCUGUUUAUUCUUCUGUAGCUUCUUGGAACAAUGUUACAGAAGAUGAAGUUUGUAGGGAUGUUGAUGAGCAAUCAGUUAUCUGGAGCAAGGAAACAUCUGAAGGCCUCAAUUCUAGUACUAAUGUUGCAAAGACAGCGAAACUAAAUGCUAGGUCACAGCUUAAACCUCGGAAAGCUGGAAGGAAUGCUUCUGGUAGUUCUAAGGGGUUGAAGAUGUUAGAGGUGGAUGGCUCUGUCAGUAAAACCGGUGAAGAUGAUGCAAGAGCUAUAGAGACUUUAUCAAAUCACGCAAGCUGCAAUAAUGAAGAGAAAGUUCAAAUGCCUAAGUUAAGGAACAACUCAACUGGCAAGAGAGGGGACAAGAGACUUGGAAAAACUUCAAGGGGCAAUUUAUCUCUAAAGAAUGGCAUGAUUAGCUUCUCUUCAGCUGCAGGCGGACACAACUUUCUUGGAAGUUAUGGUUUGAAAUCCGACACUUUGGACGUGGCUGAAAAAAUGGAGGAUAUGUCUUUGGAGGAGCUUCUUGAUGGCAGUUAUAUGAGUCCUCUUUUCACCAAAUACAAGGAAAAGAAGGCUACAAGCUCAAAUGAAAGUCUUCUUCAUGCAAUUAGAAAUGCUUGCUCUCUACUUCAGAAACCUGAACGGGUCAAGAGUUGCUCAGAUGAUGAUAAGAUAGCCGAGCCCAUGCAUAUUGCCUCUUUUUCAGCAACUGAAGCUGAUGGUAUUAAAGCAGAUGCCUGCACUUCGGCUGUAUCUUCAUAUGAUAAGGAAGCGUGUGGUAAGCUUAAAACAGCUGAAGCUUGUGUCAAUCUUCCACCAUGCAAACACGUGGAUAUUUUGAAGCACAUUUCACUUCCCCCAACAAAGGAUUUGGAUGCUUUGCUUCUUGAUGCAACCAAACACACAUCUUCCAGAAACAACCCUGAUCCUCGUCUAGGCAAGCCAACAUCAUCUCAGCGAAUUGGCUUGCCUCCUUUUCCUUGGUCACAUGGGUACUCUGGAAACCACAAAUCUGGGCCUGAUGCAUCGAAACCAUCAACAAGUAGGACUGCUUGCCAAGGCAAGUGGGUUAGGGUGAAUGACAUAUUUACUCCUCAAGAUGGAUGUCCUAGUUUUGCAGUAGAUUUGCAAUCUCUCACUUAUGAUCACAGUCUAGUUCCAUCAGGAAGUAAACCAUCUGUGAUUCCAGAAAGAGGAAAUCAGAUCCAACAUCCUUGCGACACUCAAAAUGGUGAACCCUUAGAAAGUCAAACUCAGAGUCAUGUUCCUUCAGGAGGUCAAACAUCUGACCUAUCAGAAAAAGGAAAUACCCCAGCAGUCCAAGCUGAAUUUGCUUCCUUUGACAGAGUUCUUUCAUCAUUUGCUACUUGUUCUAUUUCCCAAGUUUCUUCAGAGGAACCAUCCCCAAGAUGUUUGACUGCUGCACGGACACUGUGUGAAAUUGCAACCCGAUCAGUGAAGCGCAGAACGAAUGGAACCGUAAAGUGUCUUAAGAAACCUACUCAGAAGUCCACAAGAGCUCCUCCAAAGCUGAAGUUGAGUGAGAAACCAGAAAAACCAUUUGCAGCACCAAAUAGUAUGGACAUGAUGAGAGCUUGUGAGGGGAUGCUUCCACCCAAAAGACCUAAACUAAUGUUGGAUGGGGAGAGAAACGGAAAAGCCACUGCAAGAAACUUUGACAGAAAGCAUUGGUCGGCUCCACGAUCAGUUAGACCGUCUUCGAGCAAAUAUUGUAAAAACGCAACAAGUUCAGAAACAAAAGGUCACAGCAACAGCAGCUUUGUAGAUAAAUUAUAUAUGAUGAAGGGUUGUAGUAGUCAGCAAAAAGCAUUCAAGUAACAAGAUGAAGACCGAAGCUCAUCAACACACAAGGGCUGUAUAUGAAGAUUCAUUCAGUUUUAACUUUUAGAUCUCACCAAAAGUGGUAGGUGUUUUGUAAAUUCUGUCUGUAUGAAGAAAGAAGGGAGCUGGUGGCCGUGAUCUUGAUUUCAGGAGAAACAGGCAAGCCUGCCCUGUUGUAUCAUUAUUAUUUGUUUGAUGUUAUCUAAUCAGAAGUGUAAUAUCCAAUCAAAUAUUCUUCCAUCUCCUCCAUCUUUCGUGUAAAGUGGUUCCAAUUUAUUAUCUCCGCUCGGAAAAUAUCAUGUUUGAUCAGAGUACGUAUGUACGAUAGUCGAUAGAGGAUUUGAGUUAAAGGUCUU
Cuscuta epithymum is the source of this 2900-nucleotide messenger RNA. The record is from the annotation of a GenBank genome assembly. NCBI's taxonomy places the organism in Eukaryota, Viridiplantae, Streptophyta, Magnoliopsida, Solanales, Convolvulaceae.